Messenger RNA from Phaedon cochleariae (mustard beetle), 1213 nucleotides. NCBI's taxonomy places the organism in Eukaryota, Metazoa, Arthropoda, Insecta, Coleoptera, Chrysomelidae. The record is from the annotation of a GenBank genome assembly.
UUAUAUUUCGCAGUCUCGUCUCAGAUUAUAAACACCCUGUAGUCCUAGCGCGCUAUACCUUGCCUACGACGUUUAAAGAAAUACAAGUUUUUUGUUUAUUAGUCACCGGUAUUUCUUUAUCACUUCCCGAACUUGAUUUAUCUUCAUUCUAGUUCGUCGUACCGCGCCUAUAAGACGUUAUUUUCGGUUAUUUUAAAAAUAAGUGAAAACGUGAAAACAGUGAAAAAUAUUCGAGGGCUUUAAGAAUAUGGGGAAUAAUAAAAGACACAGGAAUGAUAAACUGGACAAAUUCCAGCGGAAACUUAGAAAAAUUCAAAAAGAGUUGGAAUCAAUUCGCCAAAGUUCGAGUUCAAGUUCAAGUGAAUCUGAGAGCGAUUACGAUUCUCAAGUUAGUUAUCAGGAAGUACUUUCUCCUGUUCCUGACGAGUUGCAACCAAUAAUGGAACAACCGGUGGUGGACGCCGUAGAGAUAUUAGGAGUGGACCCGUUGGCUACUAGGCCAACAGGCCCGGACGUGCAUGAGCAAAUUGCAAGCAGAUGGACCAUAUUUCUGCAGAAGGGUAUAGAGAAGGUAGAUCGAAAAGAGCUAACCGAGAAAUAUCCACCUCCUAACAACGUGCCAGCCCUGAAUCCACCCAAGAUGAACCCCGAAAUUCAAGGAUGCUUAACAGAAAACCUAAACAAGCAGGACAGCUUCCUGACAAAAGUACAGGAACAACUGAGUGCCGCGAUAUGCGCAGUAGCCAUUCCGCUCAACACUUUUUUCUCAUCAGCUGCAGAUGAUACUAAUCCACAUCUUCUGCACUUAGCAAACGCAGCUAAACUUUUGGCAGAUGUUCAUCAUACAAUCUCCUCGCAUCGACGAUAUGGCGUAUCCGGGACCCUGGAUCACUCGGUCAAGAAAACAGUCAUGGACAGGCCAAUUGAUGAGUGGCUUUUUGGGAGCAACCUCGGCGAUAAUGUCAAAAGUACCAAGGAAAUUCAAAAGGCAUCGGCUGAUUUGAAAUUGAAACGAAUCAACCGGCCAACUUAUCGUCCGAAUUCGAUACAGAGCAACCAACCCACAACGUCAUCAGCAACUCCUUUAAACUUCAAGCGCCAAUCGAGCAAAUUUCGACGCAAAAAAGAGGAGGGAGGCAGGAAGGACAGGCCAGUCCAGCAACAGCGAUGGGGAGGGGAGAAGAGGAAAGAACCACCACGCAGGAGAACGUAG